AUGGCUAUCAAACCAGUAUACAAGAAGAGAGCCUACCCACCAACACAACGGCCGGAUGGGAUCAUCAAAAAGACCGGAGUAUCAGCGACUGGAGAAAUGACCCAGGCACGACAGGCGAUCGGGAACGCGGCAAAAUCCAGAGGCAACAUCUACGACCGGACAACCGGUAAAACGCACACACGAGUACCUCCAACAACAGCAGCAGCAUCAUCAUCAUCGUCGAUAUUACACGCGGCAGAACCCCUCGAAUCUCCAACAAGAGAGGAGCGCGUUCAAAAGCAGAAAAAAGUCAAGAUCGUUAAACCACAAAAACAACCAAAACCUAAACCGUCCAAGAAACUCAAGGUCGUCAAGCCACCUCGGAUCUGGACACCUCAUCAGCCACGGAGCCAGCGGCCGCAACAAGCGAUCAAUGAUCAACCUCCAGCACCAGCACCACAAGGUGACGCCACGUCCAACAAUUCCCAUCCUCCAGGAACGAUCGAGCUUUUGAUCAAACAGCACGACGCGCAUCAGGAACGACUGUCGCAGCUGGCAACACGACCUCUUCCACUGCACGAGCUCCAGAUGCUGGUCUGUACAGAGUUGGAGCAGGAGCAUGAGACCCUAAAGGUCAUGGGGAUAAUGCUACACAAGGAGCUGCUCAAGUUGCGACUUGAGGAAGGUGUGAUGUUGAAUAUGCUCAAGCUCUCGGAAGGUGGCGUUCUGGAUGUUACGGAUCUGGAGAAAAUCAAGGCUCGCAAGCCCCCAUCAGCGCAGCAAUUGCAGGCGUACGACCGGAUGAACGAGCGUCAUUACCAAAAGAGGCUCCGGACGGCCAAGGCCGCUAGAGCUGCUGCUAUCGCCAUGAGAGCCGCGAUGGGUAUCCACACGGAAACAACAGAAGGAGACACCACUCUAUAUCAGAUCAAGCCCCGCGCUCGCAAGACUAGGAAGCGUCAGCCUCCUGCACGCAAAAUAUAUGAGACCGACGAGGGAGAUGAGGAUGGUCAAGGAGAGGAAGGUGGAGAAGAUCAAGACGAGGAAAGGGCGGAUGAAGUGGAGACCGAUACUGAUGCAGAGCCAAAUAGGCAUAGGUAUCAGGCUCCAGGAGAGUCCUACGCGUUCCGUCCUGUCACCUCUUCGGACCAGCUUCAAGGCCGAGGUGAAAUUGGCCGACCGGAGGCUUCUAGCGCACCGGCUUUCGCUUCGUUGGAGGAAAUCAAGCAGCUGGUUGUAAAGCGCGCUCUCAAGCGCACUGUAGACGAUAUGAUGGAGCAAGAGGCGGAUGACGAGGAUUUGUAUGAGCUUGAAUUCGACGAGCACGAGGAGCAACCUGGUGAGGAGCAGAGAGGUCAACAUGACGACGAUGAAGUGGACCAGCACACAGACAUGGAUAUGGAUGUGGACAACCAGUAUGGAGACGAGAUUGGCGAUGAGGGUGAAGAAGGAGAGGAGGAGGAAGGGGAAGGAGAUGAAGGCGAGGGUGGGUAUUAUAGCAGUGAUGAGGACGGCGAGGGACCUGGAGGCGACAACGAGGAGGACGAGGACGCGGCACGAUUGGCGUUGCAGCGCAUGUUGUCGAUCUACGGCGGCGGCGUCUAG
Messenger RNA from Linnemannia hyalina, 1584 nucleotides. The record is from the annotation of a GenBank genome assembly. NCBI's taxonomy places the organism in Eukaryota, Fungi, Mortierellomycota, Mortierellomycetes, Mortierellales, Mortierellaceae.